AUUGACAAUCCACGUGCACCAAAAAGAAACAAAGCCAAACCACCAUGACAAUGACACCAGUAACUCGUCUGAGCGGUGGACUUGCCAUUAGCUGGCCUACUAGCUUGGUGCUGGGCUUUGCCAUUGCGCUGCUACUUCCAACCAAGGGAUUUGCUUUUGUCUCUACUGGUAAUAGUGGAUAUUCGCAAGCGACAAAAUCGGCUCCAUCAUCUCAUCAUGAGCUCCAUGUGGCUGCCAAUUUGCCGGAUUCUGUGAUUGACACAAUCCACCGUGGAGGGAUUGCCCAAGUGGACAAUUUUUUGUCACCAGCAGAAAUUCGUACCCUCCGCAGCGACGCCCACUCGUUGUUUGAUGACGGUCAUUUCAUCACCGACGCAUUGGCCAAUUACGGACAAUCCAAAGGUCAAAAAGACAAGGCUCAAUUCGACGUUUCCAAAGAUCGCAGUGUCUGUCCGUCCUACAUUCCUUCGAAAGCAUCCUUGGGUCCCUUUGUCAAUGAUCAACUCGGCAAUAAUAGUCAAGCACGACGGGAUUUGACAGCAACCAUGACGACCUUGCGCAAAGAAUUGGCCGUGGGAUUGGAUCGUCCCGGUAUGGCCGCGUUACCGGAUGGCAUGUACAAUCACGAAUUGUCCUAUACGCGAUUUGGACCGGGCGCCUUUUUGAAACGACACGUCGACGAACAUCACGAAGAACUCAAGGGGGUCCGGGGUUGGUCGGCACCGACCCGACGAUCGCUCAGUUGGUUGGUUUAUCUCAAUGAACCCGAUUGGAAUGCAAAACGCGAUGGGGGUUGUUUACGAACGUAUCCUCGAGUCUCCAAACAAGUCGGCAAAGUGGGAGCGUGUCAUGGAGAUUUGCAAAUUGGAUGGUUGGCACCCACGCGACAAGAUCCCGUCGAACGACCCGUCUUUUUGGAUGGACGACGACAAGGAGAAGCCGGCAAUUGUGCCAUGUAUACUAUCGGUAUGGACAAUAAACCAACCUACCUGACGGAAAAUUUCAGUGCCGAUCCCUACCUGUUCCUAUCGACGGGUGACUGGGUCGUCCAACAUGUCCUCAUUCAAAAUCCGGCCGUGGGAGAUCGAUUCCAUUAUCUGGAACCUCCCAAAUCCAAAUUGACUGAUUUUAUGGACACCAAUCUCAAAGCCAAUACGGCAUCCACCGUCGGAGAGGGAAUACUAGAUGUUGCGCCCACGGGAGGAACCUUGGUCAUGUUUGAUUCCGUGGCACUCCCGCAUGAAGUAUUGGCGACGCUCGACCGAGAACGAUGGGCCAUUAGUGGAUGGUUUCACGAGGCUCAACAAGAACUACCACCUGCCAAACAACAACAACAACGAAAUCAACAACAAACACAGAAUACUGCUGUAUAAUAGAUAGCAAGCCAGGGAUAGAAAUUCACUUACUUUUGGUUGCUAUCGUAUGAUAGAAAGUCAUUCUCAGUAAAAUGUUCAACUCGGAUCGUUCCCCGCAAAGAAGAACAGAGGGCAAAGCCGCUGAGACAUAAUAUUAGUGGCUUACAAGGGCAAUGGAGAGGUAGGUCUGGAUAAAGAACAGCAUGUGGGAGUAGGAGUAUAGAGUGGGACCAAACUUAGAAAUGCGGGAGGAUUGUCAGAAGAAACGAAUACUGGAGCAUCAAUAUGACGACUACAUAUACUAUGGUGAUAAGGUUUUCUCGUUCCUAUACUUUUUUCAAGUGGUAAUGUUUUGAUCUUUUGGGGUUUCAACGAGUGGUACAGAAUAGAUCCGCGUACCUGGUACCGCAUCGUCCCGGGAUCUUUCUUUCCUCUAGCUGUCCGCGUUUUCCAUUGCCACAGCGUCCUCCAUGGGGGUAUCGUCUCCGGCAACACUUUUCUUCUUCAUAUCGGUCGCCUCUUCCUUUUUCUCCUCUUCGUCAUUAUCGUCGGCAGUAAGGUCGACAACCAUCUUUUCUGUGGUCUCCGCUCUUUGGACUUGCGCCUCAAAGCUCUCGCUCUCCUCUUCAUCGUAGACGAAACGCAAACUCUCCUUGAUAGCCAUGGCAAUGGCACGAGCCAUUCGUCCUGGAACAGCAUUGCCCACCUGCCGGUACUGUUCGGUCACUGUCCCUUCAAACUUGUACUGGUAGUGAAAGGAUUGCAAGGUUGCCGCCUCACGAACGGUAUUGGCUCGGUUCUUCGUGGGGUGCCAGGCACAUCCUUUGCCACGAAUGGUUCCAGCUGGCUUGUCAGCCUUGAGAAUGUCAGCUUCCUUGUCGGGAUGAUCCAAGUUGG
Seminavis robusta is the source of this 2252-nucleotide messenger RNA. NCBI's taxonomy places the organism in Eukaryota, Bacillariophyta, Bacillariophyceae, Naviculales, Naviculaceae. The record is from the annotation of a GenBank genome assembly.